Messenger RNA from Elgaria multicarinata webbii, 3251 nucleotides. It is a transcript of the gene VPS35L, whose product is annotated as VPS35 endosomal protein sorting factor like. The record is from RefSeq and is a predicted model, not a curated record. The transcript is spliced from 31 exons. Gene Ontology annotation, biological process: endocytic recycling. Gene Ontology annotation, cellular component: endosome. Bases 44 to 2932 code for a protein of 962 amino acids. NCBI's taxonomy places the organism in Eukaryota, Metazoa, Chordata, Lepidosauria, Squamata, Anguidae.
UGAAAGGGCUGAGCUGUGGGGCGGGGGAUUCACGUGAGGCAAGAUGGCUGCUUUUCCUUGGCAUGCAAGACCAAGGAACUACGCACGUGAAUUGGAGGCAUGUAGGCUGGAAGCUGUGUCUGUGGAGUUUGGAGACUACCAUCCACUCAAACCCAUUACAGUCACUGAAUCUAAGACAAAGAAACUGGGCCGUAAAGGGAGUACUUCCUCUACGUCUUCCUCCUCCUCCAGUUCAAUGCUAGAUCCUCUGAGCAGUGUGUUGGAUGGCACAGAUCCUUUGUCCAUGUUUGCAGCAACUGCAGAUCCAGUCCUCACUGCAACUCUGGAGAAUGCCAGAAAGAAGCGCGAUAAAGAAGAGAGCUUGACCGUAGGAAGCGACUUUGAGCCGUGGUCGAGCAAACGGGGCGAAAUCCUUGCUCGGUACACCACAAAUGAAAAGCUCUCCAUUAAUUUGUACAUGGGAACUGAAAAAGGAAAGGCGUCCACUCCGGGAUCAGCAGUUUCCGAGAAAGUACGGACAAGGCUGGAAGAGCUGGAUGAUCUUGAAGAGGGAUCGCAAAAAGAGCUGUUAAACCUGACGCAGCAAGACUACACCAACCGGAUUGAGGAACUCAACCAAUCUUUGAAGGAUGCGUGGGCCUCGGAUCAAAAAGUUAAAGCUCUAAAAAUCGUUAUUCAGUGUUCGAAACUUCUUUCAGACACAACUGUGAUUCAGUUUUAUCCGAGUAAAUUUGUCUUGAUCACAGAUAUACUUGACACAUUUGGAAAGCUGGUGUAUGAAAGGAUCCUUUCAAUGUGUACUGACAAUCGCAACUCCUUACCAGAUAAUUUUACUCCUGAAAGUGUUAAUGAUACGGCCAAAGAGACCUGUUUAAACUGGUUCUUCAAGAUUGCUUCCAUCCGAGAACUCAUUCCCAGAUUUUAUGUGGAAGCAGCAAUGCUGAAGUGCAACAAAUUUCUUUCCAAAACGGGGAUUUCAGAAUGUCUCCCACGAUUGACUUCCAUGAUCCGAGGAAUUGGAGACCCUUUGGUUGCAGUCUAUGCUAGAGCAUAUCUUUGCCGGGUUGGGAUGGAAGUUGCUCCACAUCUGAAAGAGAGCCUAAACAAGAACUUUUUUGACUUCCUUCUGACCUUUAAACAAGUUCACGGGGAUACCGUCCAGAAUCAGCUGGUAGUGCAGCGUGUAGAGAUCCCGUUAUAUCUCACACUUUAUUCUCCUGCAAUAGAUUGGAUUCUACAGUGCAUUGCUUACCGGGCUGCAGAGGUUCUUCUGACUGAGAUGAUGGAGAGAUGCAAGAAGCUGGGCAACAACGCCUUGCUCUUGAAUUCAGUAAUGUCUGCCUUCAGAGCAGAGUUUAUUGCUACAAGGUCUAUGGAUUUUAUUGGGAUGAUUAAGGAGUGUGAUGAAUCUGGCUUCCCCAAGCAUCUUCUCUUUCGCUCUCUUGGCCGGAACCUGGCUUUAGCUGACCCGCCAGAAGGCGAUCGCCUUCAGAUCUUAAAUGAAGCCUGGAAGGUUAUUACGAAAUUGAAGAGCCCGCAGGAUUAUAUCAACUGUGCAGAAAUCUGGGUGGAAUAUACCUGUAGGCAUUUCACGAAGCGCGAGGUUAAUACGGUUUUAGCUGAUGUCAUCAAACACAUGACUCCAGACCGGGCGUUUGAAGAAGCCUAUCCACAGCUCCAGUCAAUAAUUCAGAAAGUCAUCACCUAUUUCCAUGACUUCGCCAUUCUCUUUUCAUUGGAGAAAUUCUUGCCGUUCUUGGAUAUGUUCCAGAAGGAAAGUGUGAGAGUGGAGGUUUGUAAGUGCAUCAUGGAAGCUUUUAUUAAGCACCAGGAGGAGACAACCAAGGACCCUGUCAUUCUCAACGCCCUUCUACACGUUUGCAAAACCAUGCACGAUUCGGUGAAUGCGCUGACACUAGAAGAUGAAAAGCGGAUGCUGGCCUCUUUGAUCAACGGGUUUUUAAGAAUGGUUUCGUUUGGCCGUGACUUUGAGCAGCAGCUGAGUUUUUAUGUCGAAGCCAGAUCGAUGUUUUGCAAUUUGGAACCUGUUCUCGUCCAGCUGAUUCAUAGUGUGAACCAGCUGGCGAUGGAAACACGAAAAGUGAUGAAAGGGAAUCAUUCCAGAAAGACUGCUGCCUUUGUCAGGGCUUGCGUUGCCUUCUGCUUCAUCACGAUUCCAUCUUUGACGAGUAUCUUCACUCGUCUUAAUCUCUACCUGCACUCUGGACAGGUUGCUUUGGCGAAUCAGUGCCUUUCACAAGCGGAUGCCUUUUUCAAAGCAGCAAUAAGCCUCGUUCCUGAGGUCCCAAAGAUGAUCAACAUCGAUGGGAAAAUGCGGCCCUCUGAAGCCUUUCUUCUGGAAUUCCUCUGCAAUUUCUUUUCCACUUUGUUAAUCAUUCCGGACCAUCCUGAGCAAGGUGUGUUGUUCCUUGUGCGAGGAUUGCUAAAUGUCAUCCAGGACUACACUUGGGAGGAUAACAGUGACGAUAAAGUCCGGAUUUACACCAACGUCGUGCACCUUCUAUCGGCCAUGAGUCAGGAGACCUUCAUCUACCAUAUAGACAAAGUUGAAUCCAAUGAUACCUUGUAUGGCGGAGAUACCAAAUUCCUGGUGGAGAACAGCAAGCUGUGUGAAACGGUGAUAGCUCAAAUCCUGGAACAUCUCAAAAGUCUUGGAAAGGAUGAGACUUUAAAGCGUCAGAGCCAACUGGCCCUCUACUUUUUCAAUAGCAUCUUGGCCCACGGGGAUCUGCGAAACAACAAACUCAAUCAGCUUGCCGUCAAUUUGUGGAACCUGGCUCAGAAGCACGGCUUUGCAGACACAAAAACCAUGGUCAAAACCUUGGAAUACAUCAAGAGGCAAAGCAAAUACCACGAGCUCAGCCAUUUUACAGAGCUGGCACUACGACUUCCUCUGCAGUCGAGGACCUGAUGAAUGUCUGCCUGCUGGAAAGCAGUUCUCCAAGGCCUAUAAAAUACAGGCUCCAUCUCCGGCUAUUAUCGCCGUUCAAUAUCUUUUCAUUUUGAAGUGUCCCUCAGCGCAUGGCAGAUUUAUUUGGUCAGAGGCGGGAGGAAAACUGCCCUGACAAUGCGAGUCAUUUUUGAAAUGAGGUUUUGUUUCCCACUGCGCAGCCAUUAACCAUUAAAAGGGGACUUCAAUGCCAACGUCGGAUCAGUAAAAUGGGAUCUUACCAAUUUCAGACUGGAAAUAUUUUUUUAUAGAUAUACCCAGAUCUGAUGGAGCUGUGAAG